AUGUCACCGCAUCCCAUCGCUCAUUAUCUGAUGCCGACAUUGAGAGGGAGUGCAAGCUUCAUCUCGCACUGCGAGAGGGAGAUCUGGGGCAGAACCGCAUCUUCGGAGAACCCCAAUCUGCAUGGUCGUCCUGUCUUUCUCGCCCUCUUCAACGCGGUGCUAGCCCUCGGCGCAAUAACGGCUGGUGAGGAUGCGUUCUUCAUGCAAGGCGCUCCCUCAGGGCACUCUCCUACGGCAGAUAUCCUGAGGAGAGAUCCAAACGGGGAUGCGCCGAUUUAUCCGCCGUUGAAACUUGCAAAACUCUUCUUUGAAAGAGCAAAGGAAAAUCUCAGCGAUCCUUUCGAGGCUUGUUCGUUUGAGAGCACCCAAACAUUGUUUCUCAUGGCCGUCUUCUGCCAGAAUGCACUAAAGCCGCACAGCUGCUACAUGUAUAGUGGCAUGGCUGCAAGGACUGCACUUGCAAUUGGAAUUCCAAGUUGCGUCGAUCACGGGUCUACUCAAGCGAGCAGUCUCUGGUGGGGACUGUAUUCUCACGAAAUUGAAAUGUGUGCUUCCGUGGGGCGCGAAUCGGCCUUAAGGGAGCCGCAUCACUACCAAGUUCCACUACCGCAAAUCUUGCCUCUUGAGAGUUCAUGUCAAGCUCUCAUCGGCUGUAUGGUUGCUCUGGCGCAACUAUUGAGGGAACUCUCGCAUGAGGUCUACCAAUCAAACAGCACCCUCACCUUAACGGAGAGGUCGGCCAGAUCCCUUAGCCUUGACAAGCGUCUCAUGGUCUGGAAGGAUCAACUACCGCCCACCUUGAACCUGGAAAAGACGUCUCUAGUGGAGCCGGAAUGGGUCUCAAAACAGAAGAUUGUGCUCAGGCUUCGCUUCUUCAACGCCAGAAUCCUAUUCCACCGCCCGUUCCUCAUUGCAGCAGCAACCGAAGAAAACCCCGAGCCAUAUUUGACUCAUGUCCAGUUGUGCGUGGAAGUAUCCAGAAAGACGAUCGAAUUGCUGUACGAUGCGUACGUACAUCGACCAUAUUUCCGUACAUGGUGGUACAACGCCACGUAUACCCUCUAUGCUACUAUGAUCCUCCUCUACGUAGUGCUUUCUAACAUACAACCGGGGCCUGAGGAUGAUCUUCUCCAGGAUGUUGAGAAGAGUCUCGAAAUUUUCAAUGCCAUGAAUAUGAUCGUUGUGGCGCGGAGAUGCGCCGAGAUCACGACGGAGAUAUUGGAAAUCACAAGAAAGCUUGUUCAAGAACGUCGCGAGAAAGAACGACCCCCACGACAACAGGAAUCCACAGCUGGCGAUAUUACAGGAGAUGUUCUGCCAACAGUAUCCGAUCCUACUGUGCAUACGUUGCCUGGCUUUGGGUUUGACAUAACGCAUGAGAAUCUGUUCGAUAUUACGCGAGAAGAUCUUUUCGCCAGCCUUGUCGACUGUAAUUUGAUGGACGGGUUUACCGACUAUGGGAGCGGCUUUGUGGAUGGGCCAGAUACGGAUUCGGCGGCUGCGUCUCGAAACAUUCCCGUUAUCAACCAAGGUGAAGGUAACUUCCAAACCUAUCGUAUGGGCAAUGACGGGGUACUGGGAGGCGCCAUCUUAAGGCUUGACGAGACGGCACAGGACUCUUACCAAAGGCUCACUUGGUAG
Molecule: messenger RNA, 1641 nt
Organism: Coniosporium apollinis CBS 100218
Lineage: Eukaryota; Fungi; Ascomycota; Dothideomycetes
Exons: 8
Coding region: 1-1641 (546 amino acids)
Biological process (GO): DNA-templated transcription; positive regulation of transcription from RNA polymerase II promoter by galactose
Cellular component (GO): nucleus
Molecular function (GO): RNA polymerase II cis-regulatory region sequence-specific DNA binding; zinc ion binding; DNA-binding transcription factor activity, RNA polymerase II-specific
Source: RefSeq, a predicted model, not a curated record